UGGCUUUGGGAGCGGUGACGCCACAGAGGAGACCUCGCCUUCCCGCUUCCUCGCUGCAGCUUCUGGCUACUAGCUCAGUGGGUGGUAGGCGAGGGCGUGUGGUGUUUGUGCUGUGGAUUUCUGGGGUAAAGAUCUUGCGGGUGCGUGGUUGCUAGCUUGGAAUCCCGAUGGAAGUUUUACAACUGCUGUGAGCAGUAAUAAUCCAACCACCAGCGCACUUCAAGUUUUGGCACCGAUCCAGCAGACUAUGGGGAACCAGUUGGCACCAGUACCACCUUUCCUGCCCCACUUGCAGGCAUUGCAUGUGGUAGUGGUUGGGUUGGAUGCAGCUGGCAAAACAUCUCUACUGUACCGCCUGAAGUUCCAGGAGUUUGUCAAGAGUGCACCCACCAAAGGCUUCAACAUGGAGAAGAUCCGGGUGCCACUGGGGGGCUCUCGCACCAUCACUUUCCAAGUGUGGGAUGUCGGUGGCCAGGAAAAGUUGCGCCCACUCUGGAAAUCCUACAUGCGCCGUACAGAUGGGGUUGUUUUUGUGGUGGACUCGGUAGAGGCUGAGCGGCUGGAGGAGGCUCGUGUGGAGUUGCACAGGAUUGUCCGCUCCUCAGAUAACCAGGGGGUCCCUGUGUUGGUGCUGGCCAACAAACAGGAUGUGGCCCAGGCAAUCUCAGUUGCUGAGGUGGAGAAAUUUCUCAGUUUGCAUGAACUAUGUGGCUCCACUCUGAGCCACAUCCAGGGCUGUAGUGCUGUCAGUGGACUGGGCCUUCAGCAAGGCCUGGAGAAACUCUAUGAAAUGAUUCUUAAACGCAAAAAACUCCUUCGCAACAGCAAGAAGAAGCACUGAGAGGAGACUGGAGAAAUCAAGGGUGUAAGCCUCUCUCAGCAAUUUGGGCAUUUUGCACCUGGACAAAAGUUUACUAUCACCCCCAGGCAUUGAUUCAGAGCAAUAUAUGGUCCAAAACCAGACAGUUUCCUAUUUGAUAGACGUUAAUUUUUGGAGUUGUGGAUUGUUGAACAUCUACAUGUCAUGGACUUAGAGCAUCCUGGUAGCCUCCUCGGACAUUGAAGAGUGUGGGGUUCCCCAAGAGGCUAGCAAUCUGGGGAAGAAGGGGGAAUCUUCCAAAGAGCUGCAGGCUGGGAUUUGGAAACUGUUCCGUACCACCUUCACUUCAACCACAUAAUUUGUUUAUAUCUUUUUUUUAAAAAAAAUGUUGUUAUGGGCCCUUUUCUAGGCUCUUGGGUUUUUUUUGUAGAAAACAGACAUUAAAUUAUUAAACAUAUUGUCUGCAGAGUU
Molecule: messenger RNA, 1291 nt
Organism: Rhineura floridana
Lineage: Eukaryota; Metazoa; Chordata; Lepidosauria; Squamata; Rhineuridae
Gene: ARL4D
Product: ADP ribosylation factor like GTPase 4D
Exons: 2
Coding region: 248-841 (197 amino acids)
Biological process (GO): intracellular protein transport; vesicle-mediated transport
Cellular component (GO): cytoplasm
Molecular function (GO): GTP binding; GTPase activity
Source: RefSeq, a predicted model, not a curated record